UCUCAUAACUUCCAACUUGCCAGUUUCCAUUUGACAAGUAGUAAAAGGGACUUGGUGUGCUUUUUUGUCUACGAAGAUGUUUGGAGAUAUAUCCAAAGCAGUGGUGAAGCAGCUGGGCACUAAGGACCUCAUCUGCAAUGAAGAUCUCAUCCAGGAUAUUAAGAUGCUGACUCUGGUCCAACCCAAAAGGAACAAACUCGGCAUCACUAAGUACAUGAUGAAAGAUAAAACACUGCUCGACCUGCUGGAGGAGCCACACUUUACCCCAGAUGUUACAGAGGAGGUUCUGGUGGAGGAUUUUAAGAUCCAGAGACGGAAAGGUGGCGAAGGCUCUGUAGCAGCAGGAGUUCAUGAUGCAGCUCAAAUGAAAAUGAAUGCAUCGAUGGACACUGUGGACGGAGUGAAGGAGGGCUUCACUCUGAAGAGAAAGACAGUGGACACCAAUGAGUUGGAGGAAAUGGAAGACAAGAAGAUAAAGAUGAAGAUGGUGGACAGGUUUAACCUACAGAAAGAGAAGCUGACUUGUGUUUACCAGACGGUCUACACCACCACUCCUCUCACAUUUUAUUCAGAAGCUACAAAGAGCGGUUUACUGUCGGGAAUGUGCAGUAAAAUAUUCCAUGUGUCGAUGGCGAGAAACAAGAAGAAGGAGAUCAGCUAUAAAGCUCUCAAAGGCGCCACCUUCGCUUACGGCCUGAUGGAGAUCAAGACAGCGGGAAGUCCUCUGCGAAUCACAGAAUUUAAACGUUAUGAGAAAGGAUGGAACAUCAGUUUCGACGGAGAUGGAGACUCCUGUAAGACGCUGAAAAAACUGAAGGAAGAAAUAUCAGCAAAGGCACGUCUUCUGCAGCCGCUGCAAACACUUCCUCAGUCGAGCCGUUGUAAUCUGCUGAAAGCUCUCAGUGAGAUCGUGCAUGACAGAGAUGCUCUCACGCUGCUGGAGGAAACAUUGGAUGAAGAAAUGACUGAGUGUCCACAGUCUCAGAGUGUCUCUUCAUUCAUGGAUCUUCUUCGUGAAGCCUCCUCCAGACAGAGAGAUGCUGUUCAUCUGCUGGUCACAGCCUUGGACAGUCUACCAGACGGUGCUGCUGCUCUUCUGACUGCCUGCAGUCCUGAAACACUGACAGUUCUCCAGCAGCUGGUGAGUUGUCUAAUGGAGGACGGUCAGGCCAGACUCCCAGAGUGUUUGCCCGUCUCCCUGCAGGAGGAAGGAGAGCUUCAUUGGGUGACUGAGCUUCUCUGUUCGACUGAUAAGAAGCUGACAGAGCUGAGAGAUCAGUGGGACAGACCAGAGUUCCCACCAGAGAUGCUGCUGCAGCUUCUGUGUCUUGUCGUGAAGGGACUCAGCCUGAUGCAGACUUAA
This is a messenger RNA of Scomber japonicus (chub mackerel), 1363 nucleotides long. RefSeq lists its product as uncharacterized. The record is from RefSeq and is a predicted model, not a curated record. The transcript is spliced from 10 exons. The coding region runs from base 77 to 1363 and encodes 428 amino acids. NCBI's taxonomy places the organism in Eukaryota, Metazoa, Chordata, Actinopteri, Scombriformes, Scombridae.